UUGUGUAAACUAAGAAGAAGGCGAAACCCUAAAAUCUGGUAGAUCAUUAUUGGAGCUUGCUCUGGGGGUGGGGGUGUUACUGUUGUUGUGCACUCUAUGUAACUGUAGUUGUUCUUCCAUUCUCCAUCCAGAUCACCGAGUAGUUUGGUAUUGCAGUCUAUGGUGGUGAUUGUGCUGGUGCCAGGACUAAAACGGAUUAACACGUGAUAAGAGCAGCCUGAUAAAUGGGACCUGAGAGCACUGGGACCAAGGGAAAAACACAAAGCAGACAAGAGAAAGGCUGGGAGCCCUGCGUGUUGCAACUGAAGAAGAUACAAAGUAAAAGGAGCAGAACAGACAGAGAUAAGGGUAAAACGCCAUACAUGAGAUAAGGACAACGCAACAUGCAAGAUUGGAGGCUGUCGGGGAUCAUAAGUACAAAGACAUUAACUGUCAUUGACAUUCUCGUUCUCUGUGUCAGUAGCUGAAAAUGAAUGCUAGUCGGUGCCAAAGCAGAUCACGUCUGUAUUUCUGACUUGGACUAAGCAGGCUAAAGCAAGAUCUACACCAGCGAUAUAUGAAGUGGAUAAAGACGCCUCCUUCUCGUUUCACCAUUCCUGCUGACAUCUCCUGCCUUCUCCCGUGGAGGUGCGAGGCGCUGUAGAAUCGUGGGUGAUCUGCACAGACUGUGUGUGUGUUCCCGUGUGUCAAUCACUUUGUGCUGCGUGUGUCCGGGGCACUGUGCUGUGCUAGUGGCGCUUACCUCCCGUGCUCCCUCCUGGGGGCAGCAGUUCAGCACCAGGCUCAGAGGACAGCGCACAUCUCAGCCCGGGCUACAGGACAAGUUCAUCAGAGACCUGUUUUACUGUACAUCAUAUUAUAGUGCAUAUCGCAGGGCGGCUGCAGGAACCUACUGUAUGUGAGGAAAACAGAAGAUUAUAAGCAGAGAGAGAGGAUCCAUAACAGCCGGUGGCAUGCAAAGAGGGAUUGAAACAUUUAUUAUGCGCCUGGGUAGUUCUGGAAAUUAACCAGUCAAGAUGGAAGUUCCCUUCUGAUACUCAGGUGAUGUGUGUUGUCCAAACAUUCCAUUCUUUCCGCUGGUAGUAACGUUGGACCCUGAGGUGAUGAAGUCUAUCCUGGAUGGCCUGGCGGACACUACGUUUAGAACAAUUACCACCGACCUUUUUUAUAUGGGACCAAAUGAAGUUCAGUAUGAAGACGCAAAGGGUGAUAUUUCUAAACUGGGGUAUUUCCCACAGAAACUGGCAUUAUCCUCAUUUCAAGAAAAAAUAAUAGAUGGUCAAACUACCCACCAUCUAAAUUCAUUUAAUGUAACUGAUUUUUACAAUAAGUCAAGUACUUCAUACAAAGACAAUGAUGGCAAAGUGCAGUGUGGGAAUAACUUCAUGGACAUGGAAUGCUUUAUGAUUCUUACUCCUGGUCAGCAGCUAGUUAUUGCUGCUCUUUCCAUAACCCUGGGUACAUUUACUGUCCUGGAGAACAUGCUUGUGCUGUGUGUCAUCUUGUACUCUCGUAGUCUGAGAUGCAGACCCUCCUACCAUUUUAUUGGCAGCUUAGCAGUGGCCGAUCUUCUAGGCAGUGUCAUUUUUGUCUACAGUUUUGUUGAUUUUCAUGUUUUCCAUCGAAAAGACAGCCCUAAUGUUUAUCUGUUCAAACUAGGGGGCGUCACCGCUUCAUUUACAGCUUCAGUGGGCAGUCUGUUCCUAACUGCAAUAGACAGGUACAUCUCCAUACACAGACCAUUGUCAUAUAAACGAAUAGUCACCAGGACAAAAGCUGUCAUUGCAUUCUGUGUGAUGUGGACCAUAGCUAUUGUCAUUGCUGUGCUUCCUCUGCUAGGAUGGAAUUGCAAGAAGCUAAAGUCUGAAUGUUCAGAUAUUUUUCCCCACAUUGAUGAAACCUAUCUGAUGUUUUGGAUUGGGGUGACCAGUGUUCUUUUGUUAUUCAUAGUGUAUGCAUAUAUGUAUAUAUUAUGGAAAGCUCACACCCACGCUGUAAGAAUGCUGCAGCGUGGCACUCAAAAGAGCAUCAUAGUUCACACAUCAGAAGAUGGCAAAGUGCAUAUUACUAGACCGGACCAGACUCGUAUGGAUAUAAGGUUAGCCAAAACUCUGGUCCUUAUUUUAGUGGUAUUGAUCAUUUGUUGGGGCCCUCUUCUCGCCAUUAUGGUUUAUGAUGUCUUUGGAAAGAUGAACAAGACCGUAAAGACAGUGUUUGCCUUCUGCAGCAUGCUUUGCUUGCUUAAUUCAACUGUGAACCCUAUCAUCUAUGCCCUUCGAAGCAAAGACUUGAGAAAUGCAUUUUGUAGCAUGUUCCCCUCCUGUGAAGGUACCGCGCAGCCUCUUGAUAACAGUAUGGAGUCAGACUGUCAGAAUAGACAUGCAAACAAUAGUAAUGUCCACAGAGCAGCAGAAAGCUGCAUUAAAAGCACUGUUAAGAUCGCCAAAGUCACCAUGUCUGUGUCCACAGAUACAUCUGCAGAAGCAGUGUAAGUCAGUUAUACUGACAUUGUAGGAAAGAAUAUAUGGUCAAGCCUGCCCCUUUUAAUCUCUGUAAAUUACAGCAAAAGAUCAGUCUCAAUCAGAAUAUCUACUAUUCUUAACUAAAAUUAAAGAAACCUAAAAUAUGGGGAUUUUAUCAUGAAUAUCAAGGUCAUUCAGAAGUAAUAGUCUGUUAUACUCCUUAGUUUAGAAUAAAAAGAGCACUAAUUUUAUUAUACAAGAAUAUUUUUUAAUUAUAUAGUUUCAUUUAUUUUGAAAAACAAAAUAAACAACUCAGAUAUAGAUUUACAUUUUUUAAAUCAUUGUUUGUAGUGUUUGGAAUAUUCUGUGUUGUCCAGUUGGACUUUUUCUUAUGUAUUGUACUUGUAAAAAAGAAACUGGAAGACAUUGUAAUACCUCACAUCAUUAAUAUGAAAUUUGUUCAGAAUAUUUCAAGGAAUUAGAGGUAAUCGUCUAGUUUGCUAAUGAUAGAGGAAUUACAUUUCCCUCGGUAAGUGAGACACUGAAAAACUGAAGUAGGUUUUCUUUACUUGCACAAUAAAUGGAGACCUUGGUAUGCACUUGAAUUUAUUAUGGUAAUAUGGAAUUAAAUUUGACAUUGUGUAUAGAUCAUUAGGAAAGAACACUUUACAUCUAAAAUAUCUGUGGGCUUACUGCUUAAUUGUAUUGUGAAAUAAUCAUUACAUGGGAGUGACUUCUCAUUUAUAGGUAAUGGUCCAGGCAUGUCUUAGAACACAUUGGGUCUACGUGGCAUGAUGUGGAUGGCAUCUACAGGCAAGGUCAGGGAAGGCUCUCAGCUGUUUGUGCAAAGCAAUACAGUGUAUAAUGAUAAUGUUGUGAACUUAAUGUACUUAUAUUAGAAGUAGGUUAAAGUCCAUAAUAUACACUAAUGAUAUCCUAAAUGUUCUAAAUAUACAGGAUAUCACAUAUAAUCUAUUUAAAAAUAUAAACCUUUUACUAAGGUUUAAUCUCAUGUCUGAUGUAUUUUGUAUGUUUAAGUCAGUGUAAUGUGCAUGUCUAUUUGUAAAUAAUUGAAUAGGUCAUCAUAUUAAAAAUAUGACCAACAAUUAUGAAUAAGUAUAACUUAUAGCUCUUGUUGCACUAUUUGCACAUGAAUUCAGUUUCUAAAAUUGAGUUCUAUUGAGGUAUUCAUUGAUGGGCAGAGAAUUAAGUUUGAUUCUUCUACAUUAAGUAUUAUAUAAGAGCUCUGAACAACAAUAUUUUAAGAGAAAUGGAUCUUACAACUUUUGUAACCCAAAAUUGCAAAUAAACAGCAGUUAUAGUUAAUCAUACCUUCUCCAAAUUAUUAUUAUUUUUUAUUUUGUACCAUAAGGCACACUGUACGAUUCUGCCCAAUGCGAGCUUAAAGCAUUAUACAGGUACCCCCAGUACACAUACUCUGAAGACCAUAAUAAGAAUUAAUACAGUAGCUGCACCAGUUCAUUGGAAAACAGUAAAUGAUACAUAACCCACUUUGGAAAAAUGGUUUAUUCUGUAAUAUGGAAAGUGCUUAUUUUAUCAUUUUGAAAUUGUGAAUUAGUUAAAUAAGUCAGAUACUUUUAAAAUCUUAAUGAAAAAAGAAUGAAAAGUACUCUCUUUUUGUGGACACUCGACCUACGCAAAAUAUUGCUAAAACUUAGCUUUUAGUGGUAUUCAUUAAAUGGCAUCCAUAGUAGAAUUCUGUAGUAAAGUAAAAUAUAAUAGGUAAUGAAUAAAAUAUAUACAGUAUGUAGAACAAAUAUCCACCAUACACAAUGAAUAACCCUGCUUUAGUUAAGGGGGUAAUGAGGAUAUUGGUAAGAUUAAUAAAAAUCAAAAUAAAAUAUAACAAAAUUGAAUUCUCAGAUCGGUGAUGUGAUUUAAGUAUCACUAAGCCACUGCAAAAAUAUCAUAAGCAUAAUUUGCAUGGUCAGACUGGAGAGCUCCCUAAGAUAUAAUAAUGUGAUCCGUUCACAAAAUUCUUUUAGACUCUAACCAACCCAGAAAAUCAAAGCUGUCUAUUGACAUUAAUGACCCAUAAUGGGUUUUUGUGACCUCUAGUGCCCAAGUAAUUUCCCAUGUGCAGCGUCCUUAUUUUAAUUACAUGAUUUAAUAGUAAUUAUACUGUACCAUAGUUGCAUCCUUCAUUAUGAGAAAUAUUGAGCAACAUUAGUUUCAUAAAGAGGAUCUGUCACCAUUUAUAUGAAGCAGUAAUGAUUCAAAGAAUCAUUACAUCAUUCGGUUAGUCUUUUUUUAUAAUCUUUUAUAUUUUUCCUUUAUGCUCAAGGCUUUUAAAAGACCCAUAUCUAACUAAGAGCAGAUUGGGUUUUUAAAGUAGUAGAGAGGACAAAAUGUGUUUUUUUCCUUCUUUCCUGUCUGAGUUUCAGAUGGGAAUGGGGAUGUGCAUUGCUGUCAUUGGUGUGAGGAAACAAUAAGCACAUAUAAGAUUUUGAUACCGCAAGCAUUGGGUUAAUCAUUAGUAUUCAUGAUGAAAGUACUGAGAGUAGUAACUAGGUAGAUAGGUUACGGUUUAUAUACCUAAAAUAUUGUUUUAGUUGGAGCUAUGUGAAGAUUUAUUCUAAGAACUUGGACCUACUAUAGCAGGACCUUUUUUAAUUGAAGUCUACUGCAUAAUUCAAACUUUAUUCAAUACCCUUUCAAAACAGAUGGAAGGAAAGUUAGCCACAGAGCUUUAUCUAUUCACAAGUUAUAGGCCAGACUUCUAUAAGAAACAUUUGUAACAUGUAGAUCCAUGCACUGAAAUUUGGUAGAAACUAUGACAUUAACAGUCAUUGAAAUGUUUUAAUGCCUGUUUAGUAGGACUUUUUGUUCUUUGCCUACUUGACAUUGUGCUUGGAAUUCAUAUGUAAACUUGUUGCUUUGCUUGCUUAUUUGGAGCAUAAUAGGGUAGAAAUGUUUUACUAAAAACUAGGCAACACCAGUGAGGUUAAAGGUGCAUGGACAGAAUAAUUUGUAUGAGAUAUUAGCUUUAAUAUCUACAUGAUAACAUACUAAAAUGUGCCAAAAGAAAAAAAAAAUAUUUGUAUCUAUUAUUGAACGUUUUAUUGACUAAUUUAUUUUGAACUUCCAGUAUCUUAAUUUAAGGUCAAUAAUGAGAAAAAGAUAGCUUAAUAUACUGUUAUAACCAGGCAAUUUUGAUCUAUAAUCCACCUAAUAGUGUCUCUAUCUGUUUUCCCAUGGACAACAAUAGCCAUGUACUUGCAAUUUGUUGCAAAUGAACCUGAACCAUUAUAUAGUUUAUUUAAAAUAAUCUGUCUACAGUGUAAUGAAACAAACUCUUAUCCAUUUUCUAUCCAACAUUGAUAAUGGAGUCUUAUUUUUUUCAUCUAAACUUUUUGUUAGAAAAAAUUUAAAUACUGUAAAUUGACAUUGCAUGAGGUUACCCCAUAAAAAAUGGCACACAAUAACAUGAAACAGAAUCUGAAUAUGGCUACGCCAUAUGAGGUUACCACAGUAUGUGUGAUACCUUGAUGCAUAAGGCUGAUCAUUUGAUUGACUAUGUACUGGGUCUUGCUGACUUAUGGGCCCUACACACUGACAGAUCCUCCGCCGAGCUGCCCGAUGGCGGAUAUGGCCGACGGGUGCCCCAGCGGCGGGGAGGGGGCAGUGAAGGGGGGAGUGAAGUUUCUUCACUCCCCCCGUUACCCGGCUCCAUAGCAGUGCAGGCAAAUAUGGACGAGAUUGUCCAUAUUGGCCUGCAUGCACAAGCGACGGGCACCAGCGAUGAAUGAGCGUAGGGACGCACAUCGUUCUACGCUGGUGCCUCCACACUGAAAGAUAUGACCGGUAUCUCGUUCAUUAAUGAACGAGAUCAUUCAUAUCUUUCAGUAUUAUCGCCCAGUGUGUAGGACCCAUUAUACCAGCAUCUCAAGAAGAGACUUUCUUACAAAAUCUGAGAAGUGAAUAGGCAAAUCUUUAUCAUGCUGGAAGACAUUUCAGCCAAUAAGUUGGUGCCCUGCGUUCCUUCUGACAAGUCAGGUAAUUCAGAUGCGUGAUGGGUGCUUUUAUUCCAUGGCCCCAGAAUCUAAAUAAUAGGAUGCUAGUCAAAUAAAAAUGGACUUGAAACAGAAAUAGUCAUGAAGGUAUCUAGUGUGCAAUUAAUGAUAAGUUAUAACCCUCCCCACACACACACACACACACACACACACACACACACACACACACCAAAAAUGUGUAUUUAGGACACUGACAAAAUAAAGACUUAGGUUUGUACCUUUUCAAUAAUAAGGUCUCUUUUACAACUGUAAUUUUCAAUAAAUGUUCACAAAAGAAUGUUAUAAAAUAACUAGCAAAGUGUAAUUAAUGCUUACUGUUUUUUCAAAAAUAAUUAAGUGUUCAGCAUACAGAUAUGCCUCUGAACCGUUUUCCUUCUCUUCAUCUCCACAGCAUCAGCAAAUAAGAUAAUGGCUUCCCACUGUUGCUAGCUUACUAAUAUUACUGGUAGCUAAAGGAACCCACAGUCUAACAUCAGUGUUGUUGCCAGGUCUUCAUUAGCACACGGAACCCAGGUCUUUUAUAGAAACAAGGCUCCUGGGACUCCAGACAUGAUUGCACCUAUAAUUACUGCAACUACUAUUUCCACACCACUGCUGAUCAAAAUCCCAUCUUAGAGAAAAUCUCUAAAAUGUAUUAAUAAUUAAUCAACAAUGCAAGUAAAUGAAAUAGCACAAUAUGUACAGUGCUUAGGAUGUCUCCCAUGUGCUCAAGUUGCAUUAAACUACAUUAGAAAUACUGUAUGUACCUUGGAUAUGUUCAAGACUCGUUAAAAAGAUAUAAAAUGUACUGUAGCAUGACAUUCCCAAGGUGAAAAACAGUAAUAUAACCGGUUCACAGUUUUGUACUCCUAGCCUGCGUUACACAUGCACAGUUACUGUAUAUCAGAUAAAAAGCCAUUUAAAUAACUUAAAAAAAUAUUUUGCACUUACAUUAAAUAUUCUAAUACAGGAAUUAGGGAAAGGUGAUUAAAAGGGUAUUAUGGUUUAGAGUAAUUUAAUUAUCUGCUUGAAGUCUACAAAGCAAGUGAAGAAAAUUAAGAGCCAUUUUUUGAAACUGUCUUCUUGUACAAGCAACAAAACUUUUACAGGUUGUUUUAUAUAAUUAAGAUUUAAAUAAAUCACGGGACAAUGGGGCUGUCUGGCACUAAAACUAGUGCUUGUUCAUAUGACAAAUCAUACUGUGUAAAAACUUGUGACAUUUGUUCAUUAUUCAUAUCCAUGCCAAACCUAGUGGGGGUAAGUUAGUAUUAUGUUAAGAAACCAGCUACCUAACUCUCUGCUCUGUAUUUGUAUUUGUGUGUUAUAGAGGAACUCAUAAUUCUAAAGCUACUUUAGUUUUAUAUACUGGGCCUUAUGAAACCUCCUUUACACUGUCUAUGUUAUCUUUUUAUACUGUAGGUAUCCUUAACUGUUGUUUUAAGGCAUUUGGUACAUUUUGCUUGACAUUUUAUAAAGGUGUACUCAUUUUUACAUUAAUAUUGAAAAUUAAAAUUUUUCAGAAUGCUUGGCAUUAGGAAGAAGAUUUAAGGGCACCUAGUAACUAGUAAAGAAGCUUGUAUAUGUUCUGUGAAAUUAAUUUUUUUACCUUUGGGACCAAUUCCUGAAAGUGUUUGUUCCAAGUGUCAAUAAUCCCGGGUGCCCAACUACAUUUCUUAAUGCCUUCCAGCCUUUUUUUCUCCAUGGCCCAAUGGAUAUUUGUGCUUAAACCAUCCAGGGACAGAUCUGUUUUUCAGCCUCAAAAAAUGUAACAAUUUACUUAAUAUUAAAAAAUUCCUGAUUAAUGGCAAAACACGUUAUUAUUUUAGGCCUAUUUUCUUAAUUAAAAAAACACCCUUUUGGCUUGCAUGAGUCUGUCUAUGUGUAAAAAACAAACAGGCACCUCCCUCUGUUAUCUUUGGGCUCAUAUUUAAAGUGUUCAUUGAUUGAUUGUAUAUGGAAAAACACACCUAGUUAAGGCAAAACUUGCAUAUAUAAGAGAAUCACUCAAUACAAGAAACUGACUAAAUUUUACAAACAGUUUGAAAUUUUCAUUAAACUUUGAAUCUACUUUGGUUCUGCUAAAGCUAUCUAAAAAUCUGAGCUGAGUUAUUUAGUCAUGUAACAAACUAAGCUAUGAAAAUCAUUUUCUCUUUGUGGUUCCAGAGGAUACCAUUACUGUUGAGUAAUUCAUGUAGAUUGGUUUCAGAAUAUAUAUAAAUAAUAUCUAUGCUAUCACUGGUCAUUUGAAAAUAGCAGACACUGUAAGAUUCACAGGCACAUGCUGUAUUUGUGGAGAGGCUGCAUUUUUUAAGACUUGUAGUCGUAACCGUGAAUUGGGGAUAAUAGGGCUAGAAACAUAUAUAAGCAAAAUCACUUAUUCAAUACUAGUUCCAUGUUGACUACAGUAUAAGAAUGAUUGGGUGAAUGAGAUUGGGUGAAUGAGAAUGCUUUAUAUAGGUAGUACAUACUGUAAUAGUUGAGUGGAUAAUACUAAAUAACAUAUUGAAUAGUUAAACUUGCAGUUGCUAAUUUAUAAAGACCACCUUACAUACCAAUGUUCAUAUAUAGCUGUUAUCUAAAAUGUAAAUAUUGUUGUGCAAUACUAUUUUACAAUAUACUCUAAACAAGAUUAUGCAAAUCAGGUGUUUCUAUGAGGAAAGGAUUUCACAAACAAUCAAGUUUUUAGUUAAUUUGUGGGAGUAAGCUCUGUGGUACCUUAAAAUAAACCUUUAAAGUAUUAGUCUUAUUUAUGGUUAUAAGCACACAAUUUGUUAUACAGCAAAGAGCUGUGAGAGGAAAAUACCCUUGUUACCAUUCUGUAAGAGUGAGUACACCUUUGUAAUAGAUCCCACAGUACUUGCGAAGAACCAUUUCUGUUUCAGAUAUGAAGGUAGUGCGAUUCUGUCUUAUAAGUGUUUAUUGUUCCACACAAUUGAUCAUACAAUGUAUAAAUAUAUAUUUGGGAAAAUAAUUGUAUAUUUGUAUCAUACAGAGAUUAUCUUGUUGUUGAAAUUGUUGUAAAUGUUUUCUUAUAAUGGCCUUUUGAUAAAACUGUUGGAAUGGGUUGAGAUGGACAGACAAGUUAUCUGCUCUCACAGGACUGAAUGUAUGUAAAUAUAAAAAUAACAAAAAAAAUAUCCAGUUUUAAGAUGGAGUUGAUAAGCAUAUAUUUUGAAUAGUUGUAUCCUGUAGGUCUACUAAACGGUACUUAAAAAACAAAGCCUCUUCUUUAAGUCGAAAGAAGUAGAAAUUCAAAAUAGCCCAACUUUACUUACAUUUUUCACAGGUACACUGAGUGAGGUUCUAUAUGAGUCAAAGUGCAGUAUCAGAUAUCAGUCUUGCAAUUUUGAUCAGCUAAUGCGGGACUGGUUUGUUCUUAGUAAUUAAUGGAGAUUAUUUAAUAUUGUCUGUGAUUCAAGCAUUAAACUUCCUUUGAGAAGAUUGUUGUCUAAUUUGAUGUUUGUUCAGCUGGUAACACCCUAUGUAACUGCUACAAUAUCUUUUGUUCAGUAAUCUGUUACAAACAUUGUACACAAGUACUAGUGUAAAUGUCUUUUAAAGUAUUUUUACUCUCUGUAGGAAAGUGUAUUUCUGUAAUAUUUCCAGUGUAAAACUACCAUACCAUAUUUUAUUUAUACUCUGUUAUUAAACUGUUCUUUCAAA
This is a messenger RNA of Pseudophryne corroboree (corroboree frog), 10138 nucleotides long. It is a transcript of the gene CNR1, whose product is annotated as cannabinoid receptor 1. Gene Ontology annotation, molecular function: cannabinoid receptor activity. NCBI's taxonomy places the organism in Eukaryota, Metazoa, Chordata, Amphibia, Anura, Myobatrachidae. Gene Ontology annotation, biological process: regulation of metabolic process; adenylate cyclase-activating G protein-coupled receptor signaling pathway. The coding region runs from base 1104 to 2492 and encodes 462 amino acids. The transcript has 3 exons. Gene Ontology annotation, cellular component: plasma membrane; cytoplasm. The record is from RefSeq and is a predicted model, not a curated record.